Seriola dumerili (greater amberjack) is the source of this 4919-nucleotide messenger RNA. RefSeq names its product rho-related BTB domain-containing protein 2-like (gene rhobtb4). NCBI's taxonomy places the organism in Eukaryota, Metazoa, Chordata, Actinopteri, Carangiformes, Carangidae. The transcript has 11 exons. Gene Ontology annotation, biological process: small GTPase-mediated signal transduction. Gene Ontology annotation, molecular function: GTP binding; protein binding; GTPase activity. Bases 252 to 2456 code for a protein of 734 amino acids. The record is from RefSeq and is a predicted model, not a curated record.
UUAAAACCAAAACAGCAUCUUAUCAGGUCUGCAGCGGCGAGCCGGUACUUGUUGAGUCCUAAGACGCUCGAUCAAAGAGGCAGCGAGGGGAGGUGAGAGGAGCAGGAGGAUGUGACAGGGCACAGGUCCUGUGCGACGUCCGCAAUUGUAUAUGCUCUUUGAUAAACAACGGGGAUACUCGCGAGCGCCUCUUCAUUCUCCGCGCGUCUUUGUCCGGUUUGAGUGACCGGCUGAACCACCAGCAGAGUGGCAUGUGGGUCAACUCUGGAACCGUCGGAAGGGCCCUCUCCAUGGAUAUAGACACAGACUAUGAGCGGCCCAAUGUGGAAACCAUUAAAUGUGUGGUGGUAGGGGAUAACGCAGUAGGCAAGACCAGGCUAAUCUGUGCCCGGGCCUGCAAUGCCACCCUCACACAGUAUCAGCUGCUUGCCACCCACGUGCCAACCGUCUGGGCCAUCGACCAGUACCGUGUAUGCCAGGAGGUGUUAGAGAGAUCUCGUGAUGUAGUGGAUGAGGUCAGUGUGUCCCUGAGGCUAUGGGACACAUUCGGGGAUCAUCACAAAGACAGACGAUUUGCCUAUGGCAGGUCUGACGUAGUGGUGCUUUGCUUCUCUCUGGCUAAUCCCAAUUCCUUGCGCCACGUCCGCACCAUGUGGUUCCCGGAGAUCAAGCACUUCUGUCCCCGGACGCCCAUCAUCCUGGUCGGCUGCCAGCUGGAUCUGCGCUAUGCCGACCUGGAUGCAGUAAACCGUGCACGACGACCCCUAGCCAAACCCAUCAAACCUACAGAUAUCCUUCCUCCAGAGAGAGGCCAUGAGGUGGCAAAGGAGCUUGGGAUACCCUACUAUGAAACCAGCAUUGUAGCCCAGUUUGGAGUCAAAGAUGUUUUUGACAAUGCCAUCCGAGCCGCCCUGAUCUCCCGUCGACACCUGCAGUUCUGGAAAUCCCAUCUCAAAAAGGUCCAGAGGCCCCUUCUCCAGGCGCCAUUCCUGCCUCCUCGCCCACCACGCCCAAUAGUGGGCAUCCCAGACCCCCCUCCCAUGGACGGCGAGGGCCCUGAUUCCCUUUUCUGCCAGCCACUGUGUGCAGAUGUUCUUUUCCUCCUGCAGGGUGGCACCACUCGCGUCUUUGCACACAAAGUCUAUCUGGCUACUUCCUGCUCCAAGUUCUACGACCUCUUCACCCUUGAUCUUGGUGGAUCAUGCUUGACGCCACGGGGGGAGGAACAGGAGAGCAAGGAAAACUUGGAGAGUGGGGAGGAAGAUGAGCAGAGCAGGAGAGGAGCCAAGGAGCAAGCUGGGCGCACUAAGAGCCUGGACAUUGAUAAAGAUGGCGUUGAUGGAGGAGUGCGGGGCCUGAAUCGACCCCAGUUGCUCCAGCAGGGCUCUUUGAGGACUUCCCAGAGUGAUAAUGCACUCCCGUCUCGAGCCCAGUACUCGCUGGGAGCUCUAGGGACUGGUCGAGCACUUUCAGGAUGGGGGAGAGGGUUCUUGAGUGUGUGUCUGGAGCAUGUUGAUGAUCCGAUGACUGGACGACCACGACUCGUGACUGUGGUAGCCAUGGAUGCGCUUAUACAGGAAGAACCAUUCAAGGCGGUGCUUCAGUACCUGUACACAGGCAGUCUUGACGAGGGCCGGGGGGAUCUGAUGCAGGUGGCCACCAUAGCUGAGCUACUUGAGGUGUUUGACCUGCGGAUGAUGGUGGCCAAUGUUCUGAACAGAGAGAGCUUCAUGAACCAGGAGAUCACCAAAGCCUUCCAUGUCCGCAGAGCCAACCGCAUCAAGGAGUGUCUCAACAAAGGGACCUUCGCUGAUGUGGUGUUUCGGCUGGAUGAUGGCUGCCUCCCGGCCCACAAGCCCCUGCUCAUCUCUAGCUGCGACUGGAUGGCUGCCAUGUUCCGUGGCUCUUUCAUGGAAAGUUACAUUGAAGAGGUAUCCAUUCCUAACACCAGCACAGCCUGUAUGCGUGGGGUGCUGGAGUUCCUGUACUGUGGUCUGCUGACGCCCUGUCCUGGUUUGGAGCCAAUGGAACUGAUUGUUCUGGCCAACCGGCUCUGUCUGCCACGCCUUGUUGCUCUCACAGAACAGCACGCUGUGGAUGAUCUUCUCCAGUUGGCAGUGAAAGGAGUUGACAUUGAUGGACAGGUGUUGGCUUACCUCGAGCUUGCACAGUUCCACAAUGCCAAGCAGCUAUCAGCUUGGUGUCUCCAUCACAUCUGCACUAAUUAUAAUAGCAUCUGCCGCAAGUUUCCCAAAGACAUGAAGGCCAUGUCUCCAGAAAACCAGAGGCACUUUGAGAAGCAGCGCUGGCCUCCUGUGUGGUUCCUAAAGGAGGAGGACCGCUAUCUGCGCUCUCAGAAGGAGCGCGAGCGUGAGGAGGAGAUCUUGCGCAAGCAGCACACCAAACGGGGCUGGUGCUUCUGGAGACACCCGUCCUCCUCUCCGCAUGUCUCCUAAAGGGUGUCCUCCGCUGACGUUUUCAUCCUACCCUGGGUCAACACACCCAGGAAAACCAACCCCUAUGUAACGCGUAUAGAGGAGAUCGGCUCUGAACCCUCUAUCAGUGGAGGAAUGACUCUCAGUGCUACUAUGCCUGAGUGUCAGCAUGUUUGGGGGAAUGUAUGUGCCUCUUUAUAAUUGUGGGUGACUUAAUGAGUGGAUUUUUUCAGUAUGCUUGUGUGACAAGUGUGGACUUAACUAAAGGGUAUAUGCAUGGAUGUGGGGGUGUAUGUGUGCGGUUCGAGUGAUGCUUUCUGAGUUGAGUGCUUCCCAGACGCCCUGAUCUAUUAAGGGCCUGUGGCGUUGCAGUGCAGCCCCUUGUCCCCUCCACAAGAGCUCUGCCCCUCCACCAGCACUCACAGUGUCACAGCCUUUGAGUGAUUGGACUGGGAGCAAGGGCUCUCUAUAUCUCUCAGUCUCCAUCCUUCACAUUGACCUUAAUGACUAUUACACAUUGACCACUGCAGCUCCUCUCGGGGAGCUUACCUCUGCCUUCACUUUUACACAGACUGUUAGCCUGCACACACAGACCUGUGCCCAAAGUCCACCCCUCUAAAACCAGCAACUGGAUUCCCAGGAACUGUCGCUGACAAUGUAAUUAUUAUUAUUUUGAUAUUAUUUGUCCUUUUUAUAUAAUCUCUAGGCCUUCUUGGACGCUAUUGUCAGGGGAUUUGGUGCACACUACUCCCAGGAAGUGUUGACAAAUUUGAUGAUUGCCACUGCAACCACAAAGGUGGGACUGGUAAUCUAGACUCCAGACAUGGGUGUGAGGAUAAAUUGAAAACUGUUAGCAAGGUAGGAUGCUCCACUCAGGAGGCUUGAUCAUAGCUAUUAACCUCCAGUCUAGCCCUGAUGUGGUCCUUGGUCUUCAUCAUCCACCCCUGCACCUCCCACCCCCUCCUCCUGCACACCACACCUGCAAAAAAGCAAAACACAAGCUCUCCUCGAUGAGUUGGAUUCACCAAACUGCACUUCAGAGACAUUCAAAGUGACCACUCUAUAGCAAUGAUGGGAGGUACAGAGGGCUAGCCUUACUUGAUACCUCUGCCACGGAGGAACGAUGGAUACAGUAUUAAACAAAUGCGCUUGUAACGUCCAUGACCACUAGGUUGCGUAUGAGCACCUCUGCCAGCCUGCCUUUACACCCCUACAACACUAGGGGCAGCACUGCUCAGGGCCCCGGCACUAACCCUCACACUAACAGGAGUUUUAAUGCCUGUGAGUUCUUUGGUCUAGUUUCAGUUAUUAACAUCAUAGAUAUAACUUCAAUACUCGCAAAGUGUUAGAAGAAAGCUAAAGCACAUGGACAGUGUUAUUAGUGCAUUUAAAAACUAUACCUGACUACUGAUUUCCACCUGAUUCUGAAUACCAAAGCUGUGAUUCCUUUGAUGUCUUUCUUCCUUACCUUCUUCAUUUCUGCUUCCCUGCUUCCUGUAUUGUCAAGAGCGGGAUGGAGGAGAGAAGAAAAAGUGGCUUGUGGGUGAAGGAGGCAGUAUAAUGGAAUAUUUGAGUCCCUCCUCGUCAUGGUGGUUUUCAGUCUGUGGUGUCAAGAGACAAGUGUCACUGCUGGACAUUGCCUUCCAUUCCUCUUGCUGGAAUUGAAAAUGGUGCUUAAGACACAAUAAGACAGUGUCCACACGAACACACAGACACACAUAUGAUUUUAUGUUCACAGUUUAAGCGUAUGUCUAGUUGUUUAGCAUUUACCUGCGAUGAACAUGCAGAAAUAUAAUGAUGAGUUUUAAAACCUUAAUUUUUCUUCCUUAACAGAGGACGUAAUAGGUCACUGGUUUUAGAAUGUGUAGAUUUCUGCUUUUACAUACAGUGGUUACAACCUUGUACUGUCUUUUGCCUCUUUUCUGUUUAAAAAAUGUGAUCUGUUUUGCUUACAUAACGUUAACCAGGAAAAUAACAUUACGUUAGAUUGAAUUUUGCAAUCGCGAGUGUUGUCUCAAAUGACAAAUUUGUUCGAUAUACAAAAGCAUAUGAGAGCAAAUCUGAUUUUCUUGCUAAGGGUGCUAAUUUUCUUUGGGCUUUAGUACUGAAUGUGAAAACAAGACGUUGUGUUGAUGACUUUCUAUUAGCAUGUUGUUCUAUUUGUGGGUUUGUGCCCCUCAGCUUUACCCAGGCUACUGUAGAUGAUAGAUAGAUUGUGUGAGACAUGUGGUGUGUUCUGCUGUUCUCCAUGAGAGGUGUGUUAAAGUCAUUGUCAGCUACUGAAAUAGAAGUCAGAUAAGAUCUCAUGAGACCCAAGUGAGAAUUGAGCUGAUUCCGCUCUGAAAAGAGUGAAUGUCAAGUAAAAGUGAACAAGUCUCUGUCAGCAUUACAUGCAACCUACAUAUGUUGGAAUUAUUCAAUGGAUAUUUAAACUCAUCCCAGUGCAGGGCUAUGGGAAUUUAGAAGUGAGACCUAAAGAAGAGA